Molecule: messenger RNA, 2143 nt
Organism: Cuscuta campestris
Lineage: Eukaryota; Viridiplantae; Streptophyta; Magnoliopsida; Solanales; Convolvulaceae
Source: the annotation of a GenBank genome assembly
AUAGAUUCUCGCCGAGUCAAGUUUUCCGGGUCCCCUUUCUCCAUUCCCUCUCGGCUCUCACCUAGCAAAGAGGAGCUAGGAAGGAAGAAGGGUCUAAUACAGUCAUGGGGAGUCUCACCAAACCCCAGCAGCUAUGGAGACAAGCGGAAAACCCACAUUGCUAUUGAAUUGUAACUGUUCCUCCCAAUGGGAAAGGUUGAGGAAGAGCAGUCGUUGCCGAUUGCCGGAGUGAAUCAGCAGAUCACAGAUUCAAAUGCAGGCAGCAGCAUUAGAAUCGGACUUUGGCUGAGCUUCCGAUGCGUGUUUGCUCUGCUGCUUGGCGUGUCUGUGCUUCUCUCCGCCGUCUUCUCGCUCCCGUUCUUCCAUUCUCCGAAUCCUGAGGCGCAGGAUCCGGAUUCAAGAUUUGAAGGUCAUGAAAUAGUAGCUAGAUUCACACUUGAUAAACCACAUUGGUUCUUGGACGACUAUGCAUUGCAACUUCAAGAUGAUAUUUUUGAUGAAAUAAACGUUGCUGAGACUAAAGUGGUUAUAAUAUCACUUGAACCUUCAGCAGCCAGACCUAACACUACAGAGGUUAUCUUUGCCGUUGAUUCUGAUGCCAAAACAGUGAAAGUCUCUCCAACAGCCCAGAGCUUAAUCCGGUCUAAUUUUGAAUCCAUACUUGUUCAUCAGUCAACUCUGCGGUUGGCCACUGCUUUGUUUGGGGAUCCCUUAUCUUUUGAUGUGCUGAACUUCAAAGGUGGGAUUACUGUCAGUCCCAUACAGAGCGCAUUCACCAUGCAAGCUCAGCAGAUUCAUUUCAACUUCACAUUGAACAAUUCUAUUAAAGAAAUUCAAGAUAACUUUGAUGAGCUACAUAGGGAGUUGAAGUCAGGAUUGCAUCUUUCUCCGUAUGAGAACUUGUAUAUCAGUUUGACAAAUACAAAAGGUUCAACUAUUGAUCCGCUAACCAUUGUCAAGUCUCAAGUCCUUCUAGCAGUUGGGAUUAACCCUUCGAAGUCAAGAAUGAAGCAGUUGGCUAAAACAAUCACGGAUUCUCAUGCCCAAAACCUCGGCCUAAAUAAUACCCAAUUUGGUAAAGUCAAACAAGUCAGCCUUUCCUCUAAUUGGAAGCACAUGCUUGGUGGGAGCCCAUCACCAUCUCCAUCACCUCUUCCACUUCAUAACCAUCACCAAAAAACCAACCCCACUCCGGCUUUGCUGCCUUCUCCAAGUAGAGGGGAGAGAUCGCCUGUACCCUCACCUUCUCCACACACACACAAGAUUCAUAAGGUCAAGGCUCCUUGUCCUUUUGGCUCUAAAAUGGGAAGGCCUCCAAGUGAAACACGAAAACAAAAUCACUUGUCACCCGCCGUUUCACCUCCACAUUCUGCUUCUGCUCCAUUGGUGAAGCCGCUUGAAGUUCCUACAGCAAGCCCACUUCCAAGGGUUGAUCCCCCACCUGAUGCGGUUCCUCCUGACAAAGUACAUUUCAUUUCAUCCAUGCCAUCCUCAGCAUCCUUUGCCAUCCCUUAUUCAUACCUAUGGGCUCUCUCUCUCUGUCUACUUGUACACUUCAUCUAUAAGAGCUGAAAUGAGGCAGAGGGUUUCCAUUUUCAUUAUUUCACAACACCAAUCAAGAGGCGAGAGCAAUGCCAAAAUGGAACGCUCCUCACCUUUUCGAGUAGAUAUUUGUCUUUUGUGCAUGUAAAUAUGCUAUAAAAACUUCAGCGGUGAGGCAGAUUACCGGGUCAAAGUUGCAGAGGUGACAGGUCCGGGAUGGUUCAUCGCUGUUGUUAUGUAUGGUCUCUCUUCUUCAUAAUAAGAUAUGUAAGGAGGGGAAAGGAAACAAGCAAGUGUAUAAAACGACGCCCUUUUUGCUUCCCUUUAUGUUGCCCAAUAGCUGGGUUCCUUCCUAUGACUUGAGCUAUUUUGUUCAAUGUUCAUUCAUAUUGAAUGCUGCUCACAGUUGUAAUGUUGUAUACAUUCACUCUCAUAAGAGUGGUUUCUCAACUCAUGAACAAAAAGUUGCAGUUUCAAAGGCCUUGAUUUGAUUUUGUGAGGUCUAUCACUUUUGCAAUGGAGCUAAAACAGUCAUUAUUAAUGAUGUUUUAAAAGUAGUUUUUAGCACAUAACGGGGGCCAAAUCAAAGGUAACGUUAAAC